AUGCAACGAACUCAAAGCUCGAACAAAGGAGAAAUAGUGGACAGACCUCAAGGUAGAGGAGAAAUAGUGGACAGUGGCACUCUCCGACAUACCCGGCUGGGCCAAGAAUCAGAAACAUGGACAGUGGCACUCUCCGACAUACCCGGCUUUCCAGACCUCAAGGUUCAACGAACUCAAAGCUCGAACAACAGAGAAACAGUGGACAGUGGCACUCUCCGACAUAGCCGACUAGCCAAGAAUCGAAACAGUGGACAGUGGCACUCUCCCGACAUACAGGAGAAAUAUCCACACAAUGAAGGCCUUAAUCAGGAGAGAAUUCAUGUCAAGGACAACAAUGAAGGCUCAAGGACAACAAUGGAGAGAAUUCAGAGAAUUCAAGACCUCAAGACUACGUAUCGGACAGUCCACACAAUGAAGGCCUUAAUCAGGAGAGAAUUCAUGUCAAGGACAACAAUGAAGGCCUUAAUCAGAAAAGAAUUCCCGACCUCAAUGUGCAACGAAAUUAAAGCUCGAAUUCCAGACCUCAAGGUUCAACGAACUCAAAGCUCGAACAACAGAGAAACAGUGGACAGUGGCACUCUCCGACAUAGCCGACUAGCCAAGAAUCAGAAACAGUGGACAGUGGCACUCUCCGACAUAGCCGACUGGCCAAAAAUCGAAGCCUUUGCUGAGUUUAGAUUACAAACCCGACCCGAUUGCUUGGCAAAACACCUUCACAGAUUGGGAGUAUACACUCAACCCACAUGCCCUCUAUGUAACCUACAUGAGGAAAUGGAGAAGACCCACCUGAUUCGAUGUCCAGCCCUAAAGACAAGGACGGAAAGCCAGAGAUACUGGGAAACAAGUAGACGGCUAAUGAACUGCUAUUAA
Rodentolepis nana is the source of this 870-nucleotide messenger RNA. Lineage: Eukaryota; Metazoa; Platyhelminthes; Cestoda; Cyclophyllidea; Hymenolepididae. The record is from the annotation of a GenBank genome assembly.